GUGGUAACACCUCCCAUGCUGGGCCACCACAAAAAUGUGCACAAAGGAUCCGGUCUAUCGCAAGCCCUUCUCCGACAGAAGAGAUGCCCCCAACAAAUCUUACCCUUCGCCUCCGGACCAAAAGGGAGUCAGAUGGCCGGGGAUGAGAAGAUGGAGGUGACGGUGAAGACGCUGGACUCGCAGACUCGGACGUUCACAGUGGACGCAGAGAUAACAGUGAAGGACUUCAAAGAUCACAUAUCGCCGUCUGUCGGCAUUCCUUCGGAGAAGCAGCGGCUCAUAUAUCAGGGUCGAGUAUUGCAGGAAGAUAAGAAGCUGAAGGAAUACAAUGUGGAUGGGAAAGUUAUUCACCUGGUGGAACGUGCUCCUCCUCAAACGCAGACGACAACAGGGGGCGCCUCAUCCUCAUCCAGCACAUCUUCCACCGCUGGCAGCAGUGCACCAGGUGGCCCUGGAGCCGGUGGUCCUGAGAGGAAUGGAAACAGCUAUGUAAUGGUGGGAGCCUUUAACCUGCCGCAUGUCAUGUCUGGUCUUGGCGAGGCCGGCAGAGCUCCCCGCGUCACCACAGUCACCGGAAAUGAUGGCUCCUCUCUUGAUGUCCAUAUAAACUUGGAUCAGCAGAUGCCCAUCCAGAGUGAGCCGCGCGUCCGCCUCGUGUUGGCGCAACACAUGCUGCAAGAUAUACAGUCCAUCCUGGAUCGCCUUGAGCAGCAGCCCGGUAGUGAUCAGCCAUCAGAGCCCAUGGAGACAUCCGGAACAGAAGGUGAAUCCAGCAGCAGGGAUGCACAGCCCCAGGCCUCUAAUACUGAGGGACAGGCUGGUGCGGGAUCAUCCAGCCACCCCACCCCCACAGAGUUUGUUGAGGUUCUCCAGUCUUUGUCCAGAGUGGAGGAACGUCUGGCCCCCUUCAUGGAACGCUACAGGGAGAUCAUCAGUAAUGCCACAAAUGGCGUCUAUGAGAACGAUGACCGGGAACAGGCUCAGCGCGUCAUUAACCUUGUCGGGGAAUGUCUCCGUCUCCUGGGAAAUGCCUUGGUCGCAGUAUCCGAUUUGCGUUGCAAUCUGUCGAUGGCUGCUCCCCGACACAUGCACGUUGUCCGCCCCAUGUCUCACUACACUGGUCCCAUGUUACUCCAGCAGGCUGCCAUUCCAAUACAGAUAAAUGUUGGCACCACUGUCACAAUGACUGGCAAUGGAGCCCACGCCGCCCAGGCGGCCGCUGAUACCUCCUCCACACCUGCAGCUUCGGCCUCUGAGCAGCCCCGAGGGACCAGUGAGGGUCCGGCCACAACCACAGCUGGAGAAUCCACGCCAACCCAGCCACCGCCUGCCCCUACUCCUCCACCGCAUCCACGUGUUUUACGCAUCACUCACCAGACAGUGGAGCCGGUCAUGAUGAUGAUGAACAUCCAGGACUCAGGAUCUGGAGGCAUGCCAAACGUUCCCCCGACCUCAACCACUCAUGGAGGUGGAACUCAUAUGCACAUGCCAGGACUGCCCCCAGAGUUCAUGCAGGCCAUUUCCCAUCAGAUUACCCAGCAGGCUAUGGCGGCUGCUUCAGGGCAACAGAUUCCCAGCUUCCAAGCCCAGCCCCCUCGAUUCGUCUUCACAAGACCUAGUGCCCCACCUCACCCUGCCCAAACUGGAAACACCGUCCCUCCUGCAGGAACCGGGGGACAAACAGCAGCAGCAGGACCUGGAGCCACGGCCGCUCCGACCUCCCUCACUCAGAUGAUCAGUGGUUUAGUGGGUCAGCUUCUCAUGCACCCCGUCAUUGUAGCUCAGAGUGGCGGCACAGCUCCCACCUCCACUUCCUCAUCCACCACCACUUCCACCACAUCCUCCACUACUUCCUCCACCACUUCCACCUUUCCAAGCACUCCUACGGCACCUUCCGCUCCAUCUUCCCAGACACCUCCUGGACCAGAACAACAUCUGUCACAGCUGCUGGGCUCACUACUGGGCACUGCCAGCUCGGGUAUGGCCAACAUUGCCAUGGGCUCACCAAGUAUCGCAGUGGCUGUCCCUGGAAUGCCUGCAUUUCUACAAGGAGUCACUGAUAUAUUACAGGCAACACCAAAUAUUCAGGUGUCUUCUACUCCACCCCAGUCAUUUACUGCACCCACAAAUGCUUCCCCCUCCCCCCCUUCAGCCUCCACCACUCCACCUCAAGCUGCGGCUGCAGAUACUCUCCCCCCUGAGUUCUUCACCAGCGUAGUCCAAGGUGUUCUGUCCUCCAUGCUGGGGUCUCUGAGUGCAGCAGAUCAGAGCGGGACUGAGAGUAUCGCAGCAUUCAUCCAACGUCUCAGUGGCUCCCACAACAUCUUCCAGCCGGACGCUGAGGGACCUGGAGGAUUCUUCGGAGAUCUCUUAUCACUCAUCUGCCAUCACUUCUCAUUGGUGGAUAUGGUUAUGUUGUUACAUGGGCAGUCUCAGCCCCUGCAGAAUCUCCAACCUCAGCUUCGCUCCUUCUUCCUCCAGCAGUAUCUACAUCAAGCAGACCCAACCCCACAGAACAUCCAGAUGGCGUCAAGAAAUCUUAUUAAUGGUCUGGAAGAAUACAUCAGAGAAAGCUUUGCCACAGCCCCUGUUCGGGAAGAUGUGGACAUCACCAGAACCAACGUGGAGUUCCUGCAGGAGCAGUUUAGCAGGAUCACCACCCACAUUCUGCAUUGUGCAGACUCCACGUUCGGGCAGCGUCUCCUGGAGAUGUGCAAUCAGUCCCUGUUCGAGUGGCUUGCCCUCAAUCUGUACUGUCUGAGAGGGGAUCAGAACGCCCUCACGUCCGUCAUCAACGAGAGGAUUAGACGACUCUCCCUGGAUGUGUCUCCAGCAUUGGUCUCGUGGGUCACGUCCGUCCUGUCCCUGCGGCUCCAGGUACUACUGGACCAGAUGCCUGUGACCGAAGCCGAGGUGCAAAGACACGUGCGCAGAAUAGGAGAGCCUUCCUCGGUGAGAUGGCAAGUCCCUGCAGCAGCUUCGCAGGAGCAGCCGAUGGAGACUUCACCAGCCGACGCUCAGCCAAGUGCCUCCUCUCCAGCUCCCGCCACCACAGUGGAGGAGGUCCUUUUCUUGCCUGCCCAGAGUUCUGCACCAGCUCUUUGCCCAGACUCGGAGAUUCCCCCACAAGAAGAGGCUGGAUCUGAGCCUUGGGCCGCGGCGGUGCCCCCUGAAUGGGUUCCUGUUAUCAGGCAGGACAUACAGAGCCAAAGGAAGAUUAAGCAGCAGCCCCCUCUGAGCGACGCCUACCUGAGCGGGAUGCCGGCAAAGCGACGAAAAACUAUGCAAGGUGAGGGUCCCCACCUCGCCCUCUCAGAGGCUGUAAAUCGAGCUAUGAGAUAUACGGGAGCCAAACCUGAGACCAGUGCAGAGAGUUUGCGGAGAGAGCUGGACAACAGUGAGGUGCAAGUGCGUUAUAGAGACCAGCUUUGUCAAGAUAUUCAGAAAAUCCUUCAAGAUAAUGAGUCCUACAGUCCCCAAAGAUUCCCGAACACACAGAGAGCAUUUCAGGAAGACCCCUAGACCCCUCAUACUCCUCACUUAAAUGUCACUGUCAUGAGCUCCGCUGUGCCGCAGGGAUGAUGGCGGCCGGAGCCGGGAUCCCAAAGCUACGACACAAAUCCCAUAAGUCUGUCUCUUGCUUGGAAAUCCUAUCUAGUUAUGGAGGAAGCCGUCAGGAAUUGUCUCGUCUAAGAUAAAGCAAGUUGUAUCCGCCCUUUUAAACCGUAAGCAACGCACAGUCCUGCUGCACCCCCCAAACUCUGAUAUCUUUAAUAAAAGUCUUAGACCAACCAAUCGGA
Messenger RNA from Hyla sarda, 3800 nucleotides. It is a transcript of the gene BAG6, whose product is annotated as BAG cochaperone 6. Gene Ontology annotation, molecular function: misfolded protein binding; polyubiquitin modification-dependent protein binding. Gene Ontology annotation, cellular component: BAT3 complex. The coding region runs from base 16 to 3522 and encodes 1168 amino acids. The transcript is spliced from 28 exons. Lineage: Eukaryota; Metazoa; Chordata; Amphibia; Anura; Hylidae. The record is from RefSeq and is a predicted model, not a curated record.